Molecule: messenger RNA, 4846 nt
Organism: Yamadazyma tenuis ATCC 10573
Lineage: Eukaryota; Fungi; Ascomycota; Pichiomycetes; Serinales; Debaryomycetaceae
Source: RefSeq, a predicted model, not a curated record
AUGGACGUUAACCUCAUACAAGUGCAACAGCACAUAGAGAGGUUGUACUCUACCAGGGACCCCGGCGAAAUCCAAUCACUUCAAAGCGUCCUUCUAAACUUACAAAGGCAAGAUGAUGGCCAUUUAGCGAAGUCGCUACUAGGAACAAACAGCAAGAACUGUCAGUAUUUUGGAGCUUUAACGUACACUGUCGUCAUAAAUAAUAUCAGAGAGUUUGAUGAAUCCCAUCUACAGCUGUUAAAAAACGACCUCAUAUCGUCUAUUGGCAACAAUACGUAUAAUUGGCUUGUGAUCAAGAAGCUAAUAUCCAACUACUGUCUAUUAUUCAUAUUCAACUAUAAGCAGUUCCAAGCAGAUCCCAUCAAUAGUUUGUUGGUCCAGUUGACCGUGGAGGAAUUGAUCAAAAAAGAACAGAUCAAUGAGCUUCAUGAGAUUAUGUUUAGCCAGUUGUUUCCUUAUGUCUACUCGACGUAUGAGCACUUGAACUCGUGUUUGAUAAGUUCCAUCCCAUAUUCUGUCCAUAUACUAGGGUUAGACUGUCUAAAUUCUUGGAUCGGCUACAUUUCAAUGUCAGAGACUCAAUCGAAGAUACGAUAUACCGACACGCCAGAACUCACUAGGUACGUGUUUAGCUUCUUGGAAGGCUUGCAAUUUGACAGCAGCGAAUCUCUUGAACUAAUCAACAAGUCGGUUUCUGCCAUCACAGAAAUAUUGGAAGUGAACCCAAACAUGUUGGACUUCAACAAGAAACUAUAUUUGAAGUCUUUAUUAUUUGAAGAAACUAAGUUUGGUGGUCGUUUUAUCAAUGAAAUAGUGUUGAAUGUCAAUGUUAAUGAGGAGUUCACUGAUGAAAUUAGCAACUUUGUGAACUUGUGCAUCAUAUUUCUCCAGAAUGGUUUGUUAAACAUGGCGAAACACUUGACUGAACCCACUAAUAGGUUUAUAUUAAACUUGUUGUUGAAGCUAACCAACUAUCCAGGAAUACCUAAGGUGGAAGAAAAUGUAAGUGACCAAUUUCUAUCCUUUUGGGAGGAGUUUUUCAAUGUAUUCAUCGAUGACGAAGAAGCCUUUGACUCCCUAUAUAAAGAUGAAAAUACAAAGUUGGAGUUUUACUCGACGAGGAAUGCCAUUUGUAACGAAGUUUGCAAGAUAUAUUGGGAAAAAAUCAAGCUUCCUGCUCCUGAACAGCUCCAACUAAAUAGGUCCGAUUUUUUCUACUUCAAGUCUACUGUGGGUGAUUUCUUUUCCAUUGUGUACUCACUCUUGAAGCUACUGUUUUAUAAGGAUUUAGUUGAACUAGCGGGGUCUAAAUUCAGUUCCAGUGAAUUGGACUUAAAUGGGUUGGAAUCUGCUCUCUUCAUCCUACACAAAGUUAAUGAUGAUUCCACCUUUUACGAAAGUCAGAGUAAUUUGCUCAUAAAUCCUAUAAACUCAUUAAUGGAAGCGGGACUACUUAAAAUCCUCCCCAGCUUGACUCCUGCUAUCCCCAAUUAUUUCAAUUUUGUUUCGACGUUCAUAAACUUUAUCUCAUCGAUUCAAUUUUAUUUGAAGACCGACCAUGGUCCUAAAUACUUGGGUGAUAUAUUAGAGUUUCUCUUCUCUAUUAUCAUCAACUCCAAAGACCCCAAAUUGUCUUUGACCUCAUCCAAGACAAUUCUUAACAUUUGCCAGGAAUGUGGUCCCCAUUUGGUAGUAUUUUUGCCAACCUUGAAGAAUUUGCUAAAUGAGAUGAUUCAAAAUGAUCAGAUUGAUAACUUGAUCAGAGCUCGGAUGGCCAAUUCAUAUAUCUCAAUUUCCCAUUCUGCUAAUUUGAAGCUGCCUCGUGAAUUCAGUCUGGUUUUAAUUGAGCUUUUGAGCGUCAUUGAAACAAGAGCUGGAAAUCUAAUGGCUAAUGUCUCUAUUUUAGAAGAACACGCUGAAGACUACUUGAUAUCAUUAUUAUCUUGUGUCACUGAGAUUGGGAAGUCAAGUGUUUUACCAGGAGAAGUAGAAGAUUUGUACACCCAAGAAGAAGCUAAUGCGGUGUCUGACUUUUGGAAAAAUGACACCACUGUCAAGCCGUUGAUAUUGAGCAUCAUAAGAAAGUACUCCAUUGAUUUUCAGCCUUUUCUGAACAAAUCAACUAUAACAGAAAUAUGCUGUCAAAUCUUUAAAACAGGAUUGAAUGAGCCAAUACAUAAUCCCUUCAAAUUUGACUUGCCAGUAAUCUUUGAAUAUUUGGCAUUGAAAAUCAGGCAUUGUGAUGCAAACUCAUUGUACCAUAUCUUCAAACUAAUAGAAACCAUCACUUUGACCAACUACAAAUUAUUGGAUGAACUUACAGUUAAUGACCUAUUGACUAAUGUGUUUAUACCCCAUUUCAAAGACCAUGAUAGCAACAGUGAUCCGGAUAUGUUGUCAAGCUCAACUGAUGUUUUUACUAGCAUGUUAGACAAGAAGCCAUCUUUGCUCCUUUAUUCCAAUGUUAAUCUUUUUGUUGAAGUUCUCCAUUAUAGCGUGAACCUUUUCAAGUCAAAUGAAGUAAGCAUAAUAAAGUCAUUACUGAAAUUUUGGACUGCAGUAAUACUCUUGAAAAGAGGCAGCCAACAAGAUCAAGAGUUGGUUCAGAAUAUAUUUCAGCAGAGCUUAGGUAGAUUGUUGCUUCAAGAGUUACUCAGCUCUUUUUUGAAUAACUCCCGGUCUUCUUUAGAAUGCUACUAUUUGGUCUUUCGAUCUCUCAUCUCCAAAUACCAACUAUUCGUUAAGAAUUGGUUAAUGGAAAUAUUACCAAAUAUGAAUUGGAAACACGUUAAUGACCAUGACAAGAAGUUGUUUAUUGACAAGCUCCUUUUGACUAGAGGACAAAGGCUGGCGAACGAGGUUUUAAAAAAAUUCUGGUUACAAGUUAAUGGACUUGUAGAGUUUAAUUCUAAAAACUACUAGGUUUCCCAUUCGAAAACAUUAUCAUUCAUCAAGUAAACAUAUAAACAAAAUGAACCAACAAAUAAUACAAUUUUUUUCGUUUUGACUCUUUUCCUCUCACAUUCACAAAACGGCCUCCAACUCCUUGACCAAGAAAUCACAUUCAGCAGCAAAGUCUAUAUCGUAAACAGCCAUUGUUUGGUAUCUGAUUCUAGAUUCACCGUUGUAGCUGUCUUGCCUGGCCUUCAAUCUGAAACUAAAUUCUUUCAUAGUAACUGCCUCAACAACUUUCUUGAAUUCCGCCUCGUUCAGUUCCUUCAACACUAGCAAUUCGUUGGCACUAACGCCAAAGAUUUUGCUGGCCUCCUGAUCAAACAAAGUGGCCCAUAACUGUUCAGUAGCAUCCAUUAUUGAACAGUUCAAAAUAUAUCUGUAGGUAGCUUCACUAUAAUUAAUAUCACACUUUUCACACCUCCAAGUACCAUCACCUUGGUCAAUAAUCUUUCUGUUACAAAGGUUAUUGCUCGCCUCUUGUUUGUUAACACAGGCGGGAUAACAGAAAGUUUCAGUCUUGAAAAAAUUAAUAGUUGCUUUAACACUGAAAAAAUCAGGCUGUUCUUGAGCACCAAGGUUCUCUUCUUUCACCUGAGCAAUGGUCUUUCUGUUCUUUAUAUAGUUAGCGGAGCCAGCGUUGUCUGCCUUCAAAGUUUGGAAAGUUUCAUUCGACCCUUGGUUAUCGUACCAACCCUUCAAUUGAUAGGCUUCGGGUGCGUCUGGGUUUGGUAAGAUUGAUCCAGUUUGAGUCAAAGUCAAACUUCUACCUCCAAAAUCUUGGAUCUUACAGCCUUUAAAAGCAAUGACUGUGCCUUCACUCAAGUUAAAGUCAAUUGCAGUGGCAUUCCAUAAUCCGACGGUGAUAGAGAAGUUUGAGUCAUCGACGAUAUCGAUGUCUCUUCUAUCGAAUGGCUUUCCAGUGCUUUUGGAAGUGAUUUGAAACGCAGGCUUCACCUCUCUCAAGACACCAACAACAUCAAUUACCGUGUUUGGUUCGGCACUUUGAAUCUGGUUCAACUUAGUGAAGUUAAAUUUCAAUUUUGGCACAUUACCAUUGUUAGAGAAACAUUCUUCGACAAUAGUGUCUCUAUCCAAAGACAAUUCGUAUGGGUGACUCAAUCUGGAGAAUUGAGGUUUGGCCGCUUGAAUCCUAGCCUUGCUAAUGUAAUAAACUUUACCUUCUUGUAAAGUUUCGUACAUCUUUUCAGCAAGUUCGUUGAACGCAGUGGCUCUGAUUUCAUCUGAGUCAUCCAAAAAGUUGACAUUGAACAACUUUCCAGAACCCUUCGCGUUGUGCCAGGUUCUAAGAUCACCCUUGAAUGAAACUCUUGCCUUUAUGACCCAAUUGUUCUGGUAAGGUGACAACAGUUCAAUUGAGCUAAUUCUUUGACCCUGAAAUUCAUCAGCAGCUGAGCUUUGCUUGGAAGGGGCAGCGGCCGGUUGAGGUUGUUCCUUCUUGCUCUUGAAGAAGUUUUCUUGAGGGUUUUGAUUGAAAUAUUCAGCAAUCUUGAUGGUGUCAUGAGCUUCACUUUCAUACUUAGGCAAAACCACUUCAGCGUCAUCGAUCAAAGUGUAGAAUUUUUCUGGUUCAAAGCAUGAGUGGGCCAAGAUCUUUAUGACCGAAGUCUUCUGGAAGCCCUGUCCCUCUAAUUUGUCGACAAGAGACUUAUCUAACAACCCGUGCAUGUUAUACUUGCCAUCAUACAAAAUGACCCUAGAUUUUCCCUCAUAGUGUCUCAAGUUAAUCACCUGGACAAUAAAAGGCGUUUUAAGGUACUUUUCUCUUUCUUUGACUGAGUAGAUCUUGGGCAACACGCCAAAGUCAACUACCGAUUCAAUAGUCAUUAUAUUUCAAAAAAAGAAGCUAUUAAUUAUGGUUGAUUUAAUACGC